Molecule: messenger RNA, 3733 nt
Organism: Linum trigynum
Lineage: Eukaryota; Viridiplantae; Streptophyta; Magnoliopsida; Malpighiales; Linaceae
Source: the annotation of a GenBank genome assembly
CAUAAAAAGUAUAAGCACACAAAUAUAAUUUGCCAACAAUCCAUUAAUCAUCCAAUGUCGCUGGCUACUACCUAGUCAGAACUCAGAAGCUCAUCAUCUGUACGUACAACUUCGAUUCGAGAAUGAGCUAGACUGCAGGCGUUCUACUCUAGCUUCAGUAUUAUCAGUUUUUCACAAUGGACCCUACCAUGGGUUCAGACUUCAAAGCAGGUUAAAGGUACCACAAUGACCUUGAAGGUACCUGCCAUUAUGCUCAACAAUAUGCAAACCUUCAAAGGUAAUACGGUAUGAAAAGCACUCGUUGGGAAAUCAAAUUCAAACUUCAUUUUCCAUUUGUAAGCUUUGUGCGAGCAUCAUAAUUUAUAAUUUGAACACUAAUACUAUGUUUGGUUUGGGGUAACCGUAAAGGGAGCAAAUCUAGGGUAAAUACAAUUUUCAAGCGUUUGCCAAUCAUAAUUUAUAAUUCGAACACUAAUGGGUUAAUUGCAUGGUUGGUCACUGAGAUUACAAAAAUCGUUCAUGUUUGGUCACUAGAAAUAUUUAAAUCCAAUCUUGGUCACUCAAAUUAGUUAAAUGGUUCAAGUUUGGUCACUCUCUGUUACCUUCCGUCAGUCUCCGUUAACACCGUCAAUUAUUUGCUGACGUCGCUAACAGACUCACCUAGUCACCUAUUUUUGAAAAAAAUAAAAUAAAAUCCAAUCCUGCCAAGUCAUAAAAGCUUGCCACAUCAUAAAAACCUGACCAAUGUGACCCAACCCAUUAACCCAUGAUCUGACCUACCCCAAAUUAAAACCCAAAAUUGACCAAUCCUCAAAAUCCCUUGCCCGGAGUAGACGAUUAGAAGAAGCUAUUGCCGCCGACCUGUCCAAUCCGCCGGUUUCCCCUCUCCUCCUUCCUUCGACAAAAACAUCAACGCCACGAGUACCACCAACUCCCUCUUCCCUUCUUCUCCAAUCUCUAGCUCUCUUGGUGAAAAAUAGUCGGCCAAUCUUCCGAUCUUCCCACCAGUCUCUUCAAUCUCUCCUAUCGACCAUCCCCAAUUCCUCCAUCGUCCCUUCCAAUCUCCCUCGUCGAUUUUCCACUCCCUUCAACUUCCACCAUCUUCCUCUCUCCGACUUCCAGCCGAAGGAUCAGAAUCGUCCCGGCCACAUUCCUCUCACGCUCUGCUUCUCUACUUCCUCGCCCUCCAUUCCAUCCAUGCUCGGCGUCUCCCUCAGCUCGAGAAGCAGAUCCGGUAAACAUAGGCCUUCAACUCCCUCAUCGUUGCCUCCUUAGCUUUUCCAGUAGAUGACAAGUUAGGGAAAAUCAGAUUCAGUAAGAUAAAAUAGAGGAAGAAGAACCCAAAAGAAGGCUCGUGUUCCUCAGGCGACUGGUAAUCCCUAGCUCGCUCCAUCAUCUGACUUCGACACCGAUGGCAUGCGUUGGAGGUUGGGGGAUAGCUGAGGAUGCAGCAGCCGAGGGAUUGGUGGGCAGGGGGCGAAUCUGUGGUGUAGGAGGGGGAACAAAGACUAGGUCGGGAGUGGUGGUAUCAAGGGAUUGGGGCAGGAGGCGAAUCUCUCGAGCCGAGGGAGACGCCGAGCAUGGAUGGAAUGGAGGGCGAGGAAGUAGAGAAGCAGAGCAUGAGAGGAAUAUGGCCGGUACGAUUCAGAUCCUUCGGCUGGAAGUCGGGGAGAGGAAGAUGGUGGAAGUUAAAGGGAGUGGAAAAUCGACGAGGGAGAUUGGAAGGGACGAUGGAGGAAUUGGGGAUGGUCGAUAGGAGGGAUCGAAGAGACUGGUGGGGAAGAUCGGAAUAUUGGCCGACUAUUUUUCACCAAGAGAGCUAGAGAUUGGAGAAGAAGGGAAGAGGGAGUUGGUGGUGCUCGUGGCGUUGAUGUUUUUGUCGAAGGAAGGAGAAGAGGGGAAACCGGCGGAUUGGACAGGUCGGCGGCAAUAGCUUCUUCCGGUCGUCUUCUCCGGGCAAGGGAUUUCGAGGAUUGGUCAAUUUUGGGUUUUAAUUUGGGGUAGGUCAGAUCAUGGGUUAAUGGGUUGAGUCACGUUGGUCAGGUUUUUAUGAUGUGGCAAGCUUUUAUGACGUGGCAGGAUUGGAUUUUAUUUUAUUUUUGUCAAAAAUAGGUGACUAGGUGAGUCUGUUAGCGACGUCAGCAAAUAAUUGACGGUGUUAACGGAGACUGACGGAAGGUAACGGAGAGUGACCAAACUUGAACCAUUUAACUAAUUUGAGUGACCAAGAUUGGAUUUAAAUAUUUCUAAUGACCAAACAUGAACGCUUUUUUUAAUCUCAGUGACCAACCAUGCAAUUAACCCGAACACUAAUACUAAGUUUGGUUUGGGGUAACCGUAAAGGGAGCAAAUUUAGGGUAAAUACAAUUUCCAAGCGUUUGCCGAUUUUGAUAAUUUUGAACAGUGAUCAGGGAGAGUAAAUAGGGUAAAGUUAAUAUUUUAAUAACUUCAAUUUGGAGAGCACAGCGAGAGAAAGGAGGGAGGAGGAGGGAAAGAUAAUAUUAUAUAAUUUUUUUUGUCAUAGAUAAAUCAUAAAUAGAAUAAACAGGUAGUCAAAGAACACCAAACAACCAAACGUGUCAGUCGAUCAAUAGUCGAACCGCUGAUGAAAGGACCAUAUGAGCCAUUCUAUGGACAACCCUGUUGUACCUGCGGGGGUAAAGGUACAAGAGAAAGAAGUAAAAAAGGACACGGCCAACCAGACUUCUUCAAGUAUUGCGCCGCCAAUGCCGUUAGCCACAUCCUUAUCUCAAACGCACCACAGUUUGGCAAUCCCCGCAAAAGUCCACAUGACAAAAGUUAUGAGUUUGACACUAGUUCAUACCAUCCCGUAAAGCCAAUAGUUCCAUUAAAAAUGGAUUGGUAAUACCUGUAUAUUGUUUGCCAAAGGCAAAAUGGAGCUCCCCAUUCUUAGCAAAAUCAGUAAAGUGAAUUGCCCCACCAGAAUUCGAAUGCUAAACUCCAUCAAAUCAGACGAGAAUCCCGCUAGAUGAAGACGAACCGUCCUACACAAUUCGAGAUGGAUGUCCUGUAUUAUUAUUACUAGCAGAGGGGUCGGCCCGUUGGCCGGCUAGCUAACUUAAUUUAAGUGAGUGUUUUUGGGCCGCUGAUAGAAGCCCAUUAGUCCAAUUUGAAACCACAAAGGCUAUCUGUUGCGUUUCUAGUAUAUUUAGCCCAAAUUAAAUUAUAAUUUCUUUUUCCUUUACUGUAUUUAUUAACCUAAACUUAAAUAGACAGCACCCAAAUUAAGAGGAAACGUUUCCCCUUCCUUCUUCCCUUUUACGCCUCUGUUCAGUCUCCAACAAAAACAGCAAGCAGAGACAAAAUUCCUUGCAUGGAUGCCCUCCCCUGCUCUCUUAUCUAAAUGACAACUUCUAUUCUGAUUGUGGGAAACUGAUUUCUGUAAACCCACCUCGAAACUUCUCCCAACACACUUUUCAUUCAUAUCAUCAACAACGAUGAAGGGUAUUAAGCGGAAUCUGUCCUCAAAUCUUCCCGCCGGAUGAGGCAACGUUUGCGGUCAUGUGAAGAGACCACCCAUCUAAAUCUUAUUACGUGGGGUUUCAGUCAACUUCUUUUUCUACCGAUUUGCUAAACCCUUGGUCUGGGAUAGCUUUUCUACGUUUCAAUCAGAGAUUCCCAGCAAACACUUGCCAGCUCCACAGGUACGUUAGCUUCCAUACUUUUGGAUACAAUGUGAUUCCAUUUAUUAAAAUAAGCGGUAUUAUAUAUU